CGGGGCUGGAUCUCCGGCGGCGGGCCCGGCUGGCAGGGCUUGAGGGUGUGGGCGCGGGCCGCGUACCGUCGGCGCUGCUGCUGCUGCUGCCCAGGGCCCUGGGCGUCCCCCGAUGAGAGGCUGGGUGGUUCCUGGCCGCCCCAGCGCUCGCCCAGGCUUGCUAAGAUGAAACACUGCAGAUGGGCCUUUUGAAGAUAAGGAGAAGGAAAAACAACAUUGAAGACUCUGGGGGAGAAAAACUGGACCUUUAGAUGCUGCUCUGGGAAACCUUCAGUAAUGGAUCAAAGGAAAAAUGAGAGUAUCGUUCCUAGCAUCACCCAAUUAGAAGAUUUCCUUACAGAACACAACUCCAAUGUUGUUUGGCUCCUUGUUGCAACCAUUUUGUCCUGUGGAUGGAUUAUUUAUCUCACCUAUUAUAACUCUCGGAAUGUUGGUCUUAUUUUAACAUUGGUUCUGAACAGAUUAUACAAACAUGGCUAUAUCCAUAUUGGCUCCUUCUCUUUCUCUGUUCUUUCUGGAAAAGUCAUGGUUCGUGAAAUCUAUUACAUUACAGAAGACAUGUCUAUUAGAAUUCAAGAUGGAUUCAUAAUUUUUCGGUGGUGGAAAAUGUAUAACCCAAAGCAGAAGCAGCAUGAUCCAAAGGCGGAGACCAGGUUGUAUGUCACAGUGAACGACUUUGAGUUCCAUGUUUACAAUCGCUCGGGCCUUUAUGGACGUCUUCAAGAAUUGUUUGGUUUGGAGCCAACGAUAAUCCCACCCAAGAAGGAGGAUGAUAAAACACGGGAAAAUGGAAGAACAAGAGCCCAGUCCAAAAUUGAAAGAGUUAAAGUGAAAACAGAAUCUCAGGACCCCACGUCCUCCUGGCGAUCCCUCAUUCCGGUCAUAAAGGUCAACGUGAGCACAGGACGCUUGGCCUUUGGAAAUCAUUACCAGCCUCAGACUCUGUGCAUCAACUUUGACGAUGCUUUCUUAACGUACACCACGAAGCCGCCGUCCAGCCACCUGGACCAGUUCAUGCACAUCGUGAAGGGGAAGCUGGAAAACGUGCGCGUCAUGCUGGUCCCUAGUCCGAGAUACGUUGGUCUUCAGAAUGACGAGCCUCCGCGGUUGAUGGGAGAAGGCUUCGUGGUGAUGCAGUCCAACGACGUGGACAUCUACUACUACAUGGACGAGCCAGGACUUGUUCCAGAAGAAACAGAAGAAAAUAUUGAAGGAGAAAUAAACAGUGAGGAUUGCAAAUUACAAGAUUUGCCUCCGUGUUGGGGACUGGAUAUAGUUUGUGGUAAAGGCACAGAUUUCAACUACGGGCCCUGGGCCGAUAGGCAGAGAGAUUGCCUAUGGAAGUUUUUCUUCCCGCCUGAUUAUCAAGUUCUGAAAGUUUCUGAAAUUGCACAGCCGGGGAGACCAAGGCAGAUCCUUGCCUUUGAGCUGCGAAUGAAUAUCAUUGCGGAUGCUACCAUUGAUUUGCUAUUUACCAAGAAUAGGGAAACAAACGCCGUGCAUGUGAACGUGGGCGCCGGCUCCUAUUUGGAAAUCAACAUCCCCAUGACAGUUGCGGAACAGGGUUACACCCCUGCAAUUAAAGGUCAGCUCUUACAUGUCGAUGCCACCACCAGCAUGCAGUACCGGACCCUUUUAGAAGCGGAAAUGUUAGCAUUCCACAUCAACGCCAGCUACCCCCGGGUGUGGAACAUGCCCCAGACGUGGCAGUGUGAGUUAGAGGUGUACAAAGCCACCUACCACUUCAUCUUUGCACAGAAGAACUUCUUCACAGACUUAAUCCAGGACUGGUCUAGUGACAGUGCUCCAGACCUUUUUUCAUUCGUGCCGUAUACGUGGAAUUUUAAAAUCAUGUUUCAUCAAUUUGAAAUGAUUUGGGCUGCUAAUCAACACAACUGGAUUGACUGUUCCACUAAACAACAAGAAAAUGUGUACCUGGCCGCCUGUGGGGAAACACUGAAUAUUGAUUUCUCCUUGCCAUUUACGGACUUUGUUCCAGCUACGUGCAACACCAAGUUCUCCCUAAGAGGAGAAGAUGUUGAUCUUCAUCUGUUUCUACCAGAUUGCCACCCUAGUAAAUAUUCAUUAUUUAUGCUGGUGAAGAAUUGCCACCCACAUAAAAUGACUCACGACGCCGGCCUUCCUGCGGAGUGCCAGAGCGGCCAGAAAACCGUUAAGCCAAAAUGGCGGAACCUUACCCAAGAAAAGGCUGGUUGGGUUGAAUGCUGGACUGUGCCGAGCGUCAUGCUUACGAUCGAUUACACGUGGCACCCAAUUUACCCCCAGAAAGCAGAUGAGCAGCUGAAACAGUCAUUGUCAGAAAUGGAAGAAACAAUGCUGUCUGUGUUGAGGCCGUCCCAGAAGACGUCAGACAGGGUCGCCUCUGCGCCCUCCACGUCCUCGCGCCCCCCCGUUGAUCCUUCCGAACUUCCGCCCGACAGGCUGCACGUGGAGAUGGAGCUGUCCCCGGAUUCUCAGAUAACGCUCUACGGGCCUCUGUUAAAUGCCUUUUUGUGUAUAAAGGAAAACUACUUUGGGGAGGAUGACAUGUACAUGGAUUUUGAGGAGGUGGCUUCGAGCCCUGUUCUGUCCCUGUCAACGUCCUCCAGCUCUGGGUGGACCGCUGUUGCCAUGGACGGUGACAGGAAGGAAAACGAGAGCUCAGCCAAGUCCGUCCACCCACUGUCCCUGCGUCCGUGGGACAUCACUGUGCUGGUGAAUUUGUACAAAGUCCAUGGGCGUCUCCCCGUUCAUGGAGCUGCCGAUGGCCCUGAGUGCCCCACAGCGUUUUUGGAAAGACUGUGUUUUGAAAUGAAGAAGGGGUUUAGGGAGACUAUGCUGCAGCUUGUCCUGUCUCCCCUGAGUGUGUUCGUCAGUGACAACUACCAGCAGCGGCCCCCCGCGGACGACGCGCUCCGGGAAGGUCGCAUCAGCCUGUCGGGCCUGCAGCUGCGAGCGCACGCCAUGUUCUCGGCAGAAGGCCUGCCCCUGGGGAGCGACUCCCUGGAGUAUGCGUGGCUCAUCGACGUGCAGGCGGGCAGCCUCACGGCCAAGGUCACGGCGCCGCAGCUGGCAUGCCUCUUGGAGUGGGGACAGACCUUUGUUUUUCACGUGGUCUGUCGGGAGUAUGAACUGGAAAGACCCAAAUCAGUCAUGAUUUGUCAGCAUGGAAUUGAUCGUCGGUUCUGUGAAUCCAAGUUGAGCUGUGUUCCUGGGCCUUGUCCAGCUUCAGACGAUUUGAAAUACACUAUGACUCGAUUAGCGGUCGAUGGAGCUGACGUUUACCUUGUGGAGCACGGCUGCGCCACAAACAUAAAGAUGGGUGCGGUCCGGGUUGCAAACUGUAAUCUCCACAACCAGACUGUUGGGGAAGGAAUCAGCGCGGCGAUUCAGGACUUCCAAGUGAGGCAGUGCGUCGAGCAGCUGGCGGCCCCCCGGGCGGGCCUGCAGCCUGCGGCGCUGCGGCGGGCCUGCUGGCUGGAGGCCGGCUCGGCCAGCCUCGGCCUCAUCACCAUGGAUGUGGCGCUGGCGGCCGACCACCACUCCAAGCACGAGGCGCAGAGGCAUUUCUUAGAGACCCACGAUGCCAGGACGAAGAGGCUGUGGUUUCUGUGGCCCGAGGACCCGCUGCGGAGCAAGCGGUGCCGGCACAGGUGUGGCUGUCUCGGCGGCUGCAGGUUCUUUGGCGGCACGGCGGCUGGCCUGGAUUUCUUCAAGCUCGAGGAGCUGACCCCGUCCAGCAGCUCUGCAUUUUCCAGCGCCAGCGCAGAGUCUGACAUGUACUACGGACAGUCGCUGCUGCAGCCUGGAGAGUGGAUCAUCACCAAGGAGGCCCCCAAGGCUGCGGAGGGUGCAGGCAGCACGAACGGCGUGAGGAGGAAAGACUGGGAAGGCAGGUCGGCUGGAGCCGAGGCCGAGAGGAGGGCACAGCACCUGAGCCUGCAGGUGCCGCCGCGUGGCCACAGCGCGUCCUCGUCCUCCGACGACAGCAGCAGCUCCAGCGCGGCCCAGCCCCUGCUGGCUGGGGACAGGGAAAGCCCCUCCUCUGGCGCCGAGGAGCGUGCGCCACCCCGGAAGGAGUUCCUGCCCGGCGCAAAGAGAGACGCAGGCCAGGGGAGCGUUUCUACAGAAAUUUCAGGAAACAGCCCUGUGUCUCCAAAUACUCAGGACAAGUCUGCAGGUCAGUCCCCGCUGCGCUCGCCCCUGAAACGACAAGCCUCUGUGUGCUCCGCCCGCCUGGGAAGCACCAAGAGCCUCACCGCUGCCUUUUAUGGGGACAAGCAGCCCGUCACAGUGGGAGUGCAGUUUAGCAGUGAUGUCUCCCGAAGCGAUGAGAACGUCCUGGACUCGCCGAAGCAGAGGAGGAGUUUUGGUUCGUUCCCGUACACGCCGUCGGCCGACUCGAACUCGUUCCAUCAGUACCGAUCCAUGGACUCCAGCAUGUCCAUGGCCGACAGCGAGGCCUACUUUUCAGCAGCAGAGGAGUUCGAGCCCAUGAGCAGUGACGAAGGCCCUGGAACUUACCCAGGGAGGAAAAAGAAGAAAAAGCAGGCCCAGCAGACCGACUACAGCCGGGGCUCCAUCUAUCACAGCGUGGAGGGGCCGCUCCUCGGCCACGGGGAAAGCCUCCAGGACCCCCGCGCCCUGCCGUUCAGAACCCACCCGUCCCAGGCCUCCUUUGUGUCUGCCUUGGGCGGCGAAGACGACGUCCUGGAGCAGCUGUACGCUGCGGAAGGGGAGAAGGCGGGCGAGAGCGAGCAGGCCGCCAGUCAGCAGCCGGUGAUGAGCUGCUACCAGACUUACCUCACCCAGUUCCAGGUGGUGAACUGGUCGGUGAAGCACCCGCCCAAUAAGAGGACCUCCAAGUCCUCGCUGCACCGCCCCCUCGACCUGGACACGCCGACCAGCGAGGAGAGCUCAUCCUCGUGCGAGCAGCUCUCUGUGCCCACGUUUAAGGUCAUCAAACAGGGGCUCACAGCUAAUUCUUUGCUGGACCGAGGAAUGCAACUUUCAGGAUCAUCUUCAAAAACCCCGUACACCCCGCUGGAGAGGAGGGCCGCCGAGGGCGCGGACGACGACACGGGCACGGAGGAGUGGGCGCUGGACCAGCCCGCCGCCCAGACCAGGACCACCGCCAUCGUGGAGGUCAGGGGCGCCGUGGACGUCGUGCUGACACCUCUGGUGGCCGAGGCGGUGGACAGAUACAUCGAAGCGAUGGUCCACUACGCCAGCACCCGCCAUCCGGCCGCGAUUGUGGAUGACCUUCACGCCAAGGUCCUCAGGGAGGCUGUCCAAAACAGCAAGACCACGUUCUCGGAAAAUUUAUCUUCCAGACAAGACGUUCGCGGAACAAAAGCUGAGCACCCUGCUAUGGGAACGACCCACGAAGGACAGACACAGACCAGCCUCACAAUGAAGCAAGACAGCGUGACGAUUAAAGGUCUUCAGGCCAACGUUAGCGUACCAAAGAUAAACUUAUGCUUGUUACAAGCCUCAGUGGAAGAAUCUCCCAGUACAGCUCCCAGUAGAAGCGUGACUCACGUGUCCCUGGUUGCUCUGUGUUUCGACAGAAUUGCUACACAAGUUCGUAUGAACAGAGGCGUGGUCGAAGAGGCUUCUGGCAGCACAGAGGCCGGCCGGGCAUCCCGGUUUGACAGGUACGUCCACGCCACCAAGAUGCAGCCUCAGUCGUCUGGGUCACUCAGGUCCAACGCUGGAGCCGAGAAAGGCAAGGAGAUCGCCGCCAAGUUAAACAUCCAUCGCGUUCAUGGGCAGCUCAGGGGCCUCGAUACAACAGACGUCGGCACCUGCGCCAUCACCGCCAUCCCCUUCGAGAAGUCCAAAGUCCUCUUCACGCUGGAGGAGCUGGACGAGUUCACGUUUGUGGAUGAGACCGAUCAGCAAGCUGUGCCGGACGUGACUCGGAUAGGUCCCAGCCAGGAAAGAUGGGGGUGGAUAAUGUUUGAGUGUGGACUUGAAAACUUAACCAUAAAAGGGGGAAGACAGUCGGGCGCCGUUUUGUAUAACGCUUUUGGAACGAUGGGCAAAGCGAGUGUGAGCGAAGGGGGUGGAGCGCUGACAUCCAACAACUCCUCCGACUCCCCGACCGGCAGCGGCUACAACACGGACGUCUCCGACGACAACCUCCCGUGCGACCGGGCCAGCCCUUCUUCAGACUUGAAUGGAAAUUCUGUUUCCGAUGAGCAGGAUGAGGGCGUCGAGUCUGACGACUUGAAGAAGGACGUGCCUCUCCUGCCGCCGCCGCCCGACUCCUGCAGCAUGAAGCUGACCAUCCAGGAGAUCUGGUUCAGCUGUGCGGCCCCCACCAACGUGCGGUCUCCGGCUCACGCGUUUUCUAGGCAGCUGAACCUGCUGAGCACAGCGACGCCGGCCGUGGGGGCGUGGCUCGUCCCCAUUGACCAGCUGAAGUCGUCUCUCAGCAAGCUGGACACGGAGGGGGCGCUGCGGGCCUGCGCUGUGAUGGGCUGCAUCAUGACCGAGGCCCUGGAGAAUAAAAGCGUGCAUUUCCCCCUAAGAAGUAAAUACAACAGACUUACGAAAGUUGCUCGCUUUCUCCAAGAAAACCCUUCGUGUUUACUGUGCAACAUCCUCCACCACUACCUGCACCAGGCCAACUACGCCGUCAUCGAUGACGCCACCAUGAGCGACGGGCUUCCCGCUUUGGUGACCUUGAAGAAAGGCCUCGUUGCCCUGGCCAGGCAGUGGAUGAAGUUCAUCGUGGUGACGCCGGCCUUCAAAGGAGUCAGCCUGCACCGGCCUGCCCAGCCCCCGAAGCCCCCCGCCGCGCUGGACCCCGACCACGAGGACGGCCUCGGGCUGGACAAUGGAGCAGGCCUUCAGAGCGACACCAGCGCCGACGGGGCCGAGUUUGAAUUCGACGCAGCCACGGUGAGCGAGCACACGAUGCUGCUGGAAGGCACCGCCAGCCGGCCGCCCCCCGGCGGCUCAGGGCCCGUCACCGGAGCCGAGAUCAUUCGGAAGCUCUCCAAGACGCACACCCACAGUGACUCUGCGUUAAAAAUAAAGGGCGUCCACCCGUAUCAUUCUCUGAGCUACACCAGCGGGGACACCGCCACCGACUCGCCGGUGCACGUGGGCCGUGCCGGGGCGCCCCUCAGGGAGAGCCCGCGGAAGGAGAGCCUGCUCAGCUACCUGACCGGCAGCUUCCCGAGCUUGCACAACCUGCUGGAGGGGACGCCUCAGAGGAGCAGCGCGGCCGGGAAGAGCAGCUCCCUGACGCGGACAGGAAAUACAAUGGCCACGGAUAUGUUGUCUGAGCACCCCUUGCUGUCCGAGCCGUCCUCCGUGAGCUUCUACAACUGGAUGUCCAACGCUGUGGGCAACCGGGGGAGCGUGGUGCAGGACUCUCCCGCCACGAAGUCCGGGCACAGCAGUCUUCCGACAGGCGUUGCGCCCAAUCUUCCUACAAUACCCUCAGCCUCAGACUUCAAUACCGUUCUGUCGAGCGACCAGAACACUCUGGACGGCACGCAUUCUCAGCACAGCACGAGCCAGGACGACGUGGCCGGUGUGGAGGCCGCCAACCAGGGCUUCCCUGCAGUGCAGCUGGCCGAUGCGCAGGUUGUCUUCAAGCCUCUUCUGAGCCACACGGGGAUCCAGCCACAGGACGCGAUGCCGCUGUGCUGCCGGAUGUACUUCGGAGAGCACCUGUCGUUCUCGGGGACGCUGGACUGCCUCCGGGCGGACAUCGUGGACUCCGACACGGCCAAGGAGAGGAAGGGCAAGAGAGCACGCAGGCAGGGCCAUGUGAACCUCCCUCCGCUGGAGUUCAAGCCCGCACUGAGGCUGGAGACCUUCAGCCUCAGCGCGGUGGUGAUGGAGAAGGCGGCCUGUGCUCCUCAGAGCACCGCCAGCGCGCUCUCCUUCCACGACCUCGGCAGGCGCCGCUACAGCACCUUCCACUGCAACUUCACCAUCUCCUGCCAGUCCAUCAGCCAGCACGUGGACAUGGCGCUGGUGCGCCUCAUCCAUCAGUUCAGCACAAUGAUCGACGACAUCAAAGCCACCCAGACGGACAUUAAACUGAGCAGGUACACAGCUGGGUCGGCCUCGCCAACGCCCACCUUCAAAACCAGGAAACACCGGGACUUCCGCUCCUCCGACUUCAGCCGCAGCUCCAGAGGGAGUCUGAACGGUGGCGCCAGGGGGAACAAUGCCAAGAACAAGCGGGCCAGCGGCGAGAACAACAAAAAGGAGUCUCGAAACAAAAACUCCCUAGGGCGCUCCGAGAGGAGGACCUCCAAGGUGUCCCGGAAAGGCUCCAAGGACGUGGUGGACCACGUGGCGAUCCCCAUGGACGACUCGGACUCCAUCACCGUGUCUGAGCAGAGUGAGCCCUCCGCCGAGUGCUGGCAGAACAUGUACAAGCUGCUCAACUUCUACUCCCUGAUCUCCGACCCGACGGGCAUACUGGAGAAGUCGUCCGAGGCUUUUGGACCCGCAGGCGUGCGGAGCCCGACAGAGCCGGCCUGCAGGGUGGUGUUUGAGAACGAACAGGACAGCGGCAGCGUGACGAAGCGGAAGCGCAGCCUGGUGACGGCGGAGCCCCAGUACGUCACCCUGAUCGUGUUCGGGAUCGGCAUGGUGAACCGGACACACUUGGAGGCCGACAUCGGUGGGCUCACGAUGGAGUCGGAACUGAAGAGGAUCCACGGCAGCUUCACCCUGAAGGAGAAGAUGAAAGAUGUUUUACAUCAAAAGAUGACUGAGACCUGUGCCACCGCGCAUAUUGGUGGCGUCAACAUUGUGCUGCUUGAAGGGAUUACACCGAACAUACAACUGGAGGACUUCCCUACAUCUCCUACCAGCACAGCCAAACAAGAGUUCCUAACCGUGGUGAAAUGCAGUAUCGCCAAGUCGCAGGCCCUGUACAGCGCCCAGCGGGGCCUGAAGACCAACAACGCCGCCGUGUUCAAGGUCGGCGCCAUCAGCAUCAACAUCCCCCAGCACCCCGCCACCUUGCACAGCAUGAUGGUGCGCAGCUCUCACCAGCUGUCGAAGCAGAUCUCCGACCUCAUCCGGCAGCCCUCCGCAGCCCCACAGCCAGUAAAAGAAGAUAUUGCGACCCCCCUACCUUCUGAAAAAACCCCAACGAGUGUUAAUCAGACUCCUAUCGAAACAAAUGAGUUUCCUCAGCUGCCGGAAGGCUUGGAAAAGAAGCCGCUGGUCCUGAAGUUCAGCACCAUGCUGGACGGCAUCGCCAUCGGGGCCGCGCUGCUGCCCUCCCUGCGGGCCGAGUACAAGAUGGGCCGGAUGCGGAGCCACGGGAUGACAGGUGCGCAGACCAGGUUUACGUUUGAGCUGCCGAACCACAGGCUGCGCUUCACCUCCAAAGUCUCUGCCACGGACAUGCCCACCAUCCCCCCGUCGGCCAGCCUGAACCUGCCCCCGGUGACCAUGUCGGGGAAGUACGUGAUGGAGGAGCACGACAGCUGCCCCGACCAGGCGUGGGGCAUCGACGAGCUGCCCGCCAGGCAGGGCUGCUACCUGCAGGGCAACUACCUGCGCUGCGUGGCGGAAGUUGGUUCUUUUGAACACAAUCUCACAACUGAUCUUCUGAACCACUUGGUGUUUGUACAGAAAGUGUUCAUGAAGGAAGUUAACGAAGUGAUACAGAAAGUCUCCGGCGGGGAGCAGCCGAUCCCUCUCUGGAACGAGCAUGACGGUGCAGCAGACGGAGAGAAGCCCAAGAUUCUCCUCUAUUCCCUCAACCUGCAGUUCAAGGGUAUUCAAGUAACGGCAACCACACCGUCAAUGAGGGCUGUGAGGUUUGAAACUGGGUUGAUUGAACUGGAACUUUCGAACCGACUUCAAACCAAAGCCUCGCCAGGAAGCAGCAGCUACCUGAAACUGUUUGGGAAGUGCCAGGUGGACCUGAACCUGGCGCUGGGACAGAUUGUCAAACACCAGGUCUAUGAGGAAGCUGGCUCCGAUUUUCAUCAAGUCGCCUAUUUUAAAACCAGAAUCGGGCUGCGGAACGCCCUCCGCGAAGAAAUCAGCGGCUCUUCCGACCGGGAGGCCGUGCUCAUCACCUUGAACAGGCCCAUUGUGUACGCGCAGCCGGUGGCCUUCGACCGAGCGGUGCUGUUCUGGCUGAACUACAAGGCCGCCUACGACAACUGGAAUGAGCAACGGAUGGCUCUGCACAAGGACAUUCACAUGGCCACCAAGGAGGUGGUAGACAUGCUGCCCGGAAUCCAGCAGACCUCCGCCCAGGCCUUCGGGACGCUCUUCCUGCAGCUCACGGUCAACGACCUGGGCAUCUGCCUGCCGAUCACGAACGCGGCGCAGUCCAAUCACACGGGCGACCUGGAUGCCGGCUCUGCCCUGGUGCUGACCAUCGAGAGCACCCUCAUCACAGCCUGCUCCUCGGAGUCCCUGGUCAGCAAAGGGCACUUCAAGAACUUCUGCAUCCGCUUCGCCGACGGUUUUGAGACGUCGUGGGACGACUGGAAACCGGAAGUCCGUGGGGACCUGGUGAUGAAUGCCUGUGUGGUUCCCGACGGCACCUACGAAGUGUGCUCCCGGACCACGGGACAGGCGGCGGCCGAGAGCAGUAGUGCCGGAACCUGGACCCUCAACGUGUUGUGGAAAAUGUGCGGGAUUGACGUGCACAUGGACCCCAACAUCGGCAAGCGGCUGAACGCCCUGGGCCACACCCUGACCACCCUGACCGGCGAGGAGGACGUAGAUGACAUCGCUGAUCUGAACUCCAUGAACAUCGGCGACCUGUCGGACGAGGACGAAGUGGACACUAUGUCCCCCACCGUCCACACUAGCUCAGACGGAAGCUCAGUAAGUGGAGAUGGCCACAAGCUCACCUUUGGGCAGCGACUUGUAAAUCACCUGCUCGGCCUGGCGCCCCCGCACCAGCGCUAUUCGGUCCCUGCAGAGUACCUGUGUGGGCCCGGGCCCGGGGCCUCCCCUCGGUCUAGCCAGGCCCAUGUGAAAGUGUGCAGAGCCCACUCUUGGGGAAACGAAGCUGUAGAGUAUCGAAGACAAGGAGCACCGUGCAGCCAGCCGGGGGAACUGCGGGGCAGAAAGCUGAUGAAGCGCAUCGUGGACAUCAGGGAGCUGAACGAGCAGGCCAAAGUCAUAGAUGACCUGAAAAAAUUAGGUGCAAGUGAAGGAACCAUAAACCAAGAAAUUCAGCGUUACCAACAGUUAGAGUCUGUUGCUGUGAAUGAUAUUCGAAGAGACGUUCGCAAAAAAUUGCGGAGGUCCAGUAUGCGAGCUGCUUCCCUGAAGGACAAGUGGGGCUUGGGUUACAAGCCGAGCUACAGCCGGUCCAAGACCGUCUCCGCUUCUGGGAGGCCGCCUCUGAAGCGCAUGGAAAGGGCAAGUUCUCGAGUAGGCGACGCUGAGGAGCUUCCGGAAAUCCGUGUGGACGCAGCAUCUCCCGGGCCCCGGGUGACGUUCAACAUCCAGGAUACAUUGAGAAAAACAGUGUGGGCAAGCACACCAGAGUCCAGCUCUCCUGGGGAAGGGUAUUUUCAGUUUCCGGAGGAGACAGAACUGGACCUUUUGUCAGUCACCAUCGAUGGCCCCUCCCAUUACUUGCCCAACAGCAGCGAAGGGUCCUGUUCCGGGUCCCGGGCCCCCAGGACUCCAGGCUUCCCCCCAGGCGCUGCUUUCCAGCCGGAGGACGGCCGGCGGGACGACAGUUUGUCUUCCUCGAGCGAGGAUUCCGAGAAGGAUGAAGACCACGAGAAGGAAAGGUUUUACAUCUACAGGAAACCCUCACACACGUCUCGUAAGAAAGCCUCGGGCUUUGCUGCCGUUCACCAGCUGUUUACGGAGCGCUGGCCCCCCGCGCCCGUCAACCGGGGCCUCAGCGGCACAGCUACGGAGAGAAACAUCGACUUUGAACUAGACAUACGGGUUGAAAUUGACAGUGGGAAGUGUGUGCUCCACCCGACCACCCUCCUACAGGAGCACGACGACAUCAGCCUGCGGAGGAGUUAUGACAGAAGUUCCAGGAGUUUAGAUCAAGAUUCUCCUUCAAAAAAGAAGUUUCAAGCUAAUUAUGCUUCUACCACCCACUUAAUAACGAGCAAGAAGGUGCCGUCGUCCCUGCAGACCAAGCCGAGCGACUUGGAGACCACGGUCUUCUACAUCCCUGGGGUGGACGUGAAGUUGCAUUACAAUUCCAAGACGCUGAAGACUGAGUCACCUAACGCCUCCAGGGGCUCGUCCUUGCCAAGAACACUCUCGAAAGAGUCCAAGCUGUCCGGUAUGAAAGAUAGUGCCGCCUCUCCGCCUCCUCCUUUGCCUUGCGCCGUCCAGGGCAAGGCUAACACCUUGCUUCCUCCCCAGCCCCCACCUGUCCCCGCAGCCAAGGGAAAAGGCAGUGGAGGAGUCAAAACAGCCAAGCUGUAUGCUUGGGUGGCCCUGCAGUCCCUGCCGGAAGAAAUGGUGAUCAGCCCCUGCCUGCUGGACUUCCUGGAAAAGGCUCUGGAAACCAUCCCCAUCACGCCCAUCGAACGGAAUUACACGACUGUCAGCUCCCAAGAUGAGGACAUGGGGCACUUCGACCUCCCAGACCCAAUGGAGGAGUCGACGACGUCGCUGGUGUCGUCCUCCACGUCUGCAUACUCCUCCUUCCCGGUGGACGUCGUGGUCUACGUCCGUGUGCAGCCCUCCCAGAUCAAGUUCAGCUGUUUGCCGGUGUCCAGGGUGGAAUGCAUGCUGAAGCUGCCGUCCCUGGACUUAGUGUUCUCCUCAAACCGGGGAGAGCUGGAGACUUUAGGGACCACGUAUCCUGCCGAGACUGUGUCCCCCGGAGGGAAUGCUGCCCAGGGAGGCGCGAAGUCCUCUGCAGGCAGGCCGGGAGCCACAGGUUCAUCGGGCCUGGGCAGCCCUCUCGGCCGAAGCCGGCACAGCAGCAGCCAGUCGGACCUGACCACGUCCAGCAGCAGCUCGUCGGGGCUGAGCUUCACGGCGUGCAUGUCCGACUUCUCGCUCUAUGUGUUCCACCCGUACGGGGCCGGGAAGCAGAAGACCGCCGUCUCUGGGCUCCCGGCCGGGACCGGAGGGCUAGGGAACACGGACGAGGAGCCCACUUCCGUCACCGGCCGGAAGGACUCGCUGAGCAUAAACCUCGAGUUUGUGAAAGUGAGCUUGUCUCGGAUGCGGCGCUCGGGAGGGACCUCAUUUUUUGAAAGUCAGUCGGCAAACAAGUCUGCGAGCAAGAUGGACACCACGCUCAUCAAUAUAUCUGCUGUCUGCGACAUAGGGUCUGCUUCCUUUAAGUAUGACAUGCGCCGCCUCAGUGAGAUCCUGGCGUUUCCCCGAGCCUGGUAUAGGAGGAGCAUCGCCAGGCGCCUCUUCCUUGGAGACCAGACCAUAAACCUGCCAACGUCUGGCCCAGGGACCCCCGACUCCGUCGAGGGGGUGAGCCAGCACCUGUCGCCGGAGUCCUCGAGGAAAGCGUACUGCAGGACCUGGGAGCAGCCCAGCCAGUCGGCCUCCUUCACGCACAUGCCCCCGUCCCCCAGUGUGUUCAGUGAGCACGUGGCUAACAGUGCCAUGUCCCCGGGGGCGGCAGCGCAGAGCCUCAAGUCCCCAGCCUCCGCGAGGUGCAGGAGCGUCUCCGACUCCUCCGUCCCCCGAAGAGAUUCACUUUCAAAAACAUCAACUCCUUUUAACAAAUCAAACAAAGCAGCAAGUCAACAGGGGACCCCGUGGGAAACACUUGUCGUGUUUGCUAUCAACUUGAAGCAAUUAAACGUUCAAAUGAAUAUGAGUAAUGUAAUGGGAAACACAACCUGGACGACGAGCGGCCUGAAGAGCCAGGGCCGCCUGUCAGUGGGAAGUAACCGCGACCGGGAGAUCAGCAUGUCCGUGGGGCUGGGGCGGUCCCAGCUGGAUUCCAAGGGCGGAGUCGUCGGAGGGACCAUCGACGUCAACGCCCUGGAGAUGGUUGCUCAUAUUUCUGAACACCCGAACCAGCAGCCCAGCCACAAAAUCCAGGUCACCAUGGGCUCGACCGAGGCCCGCGUGGACUACAUGGGCUCCAGCAUCCUCAUGGGCAUCUUCAGCAACGCCGACCUCAAGCUGCAGGACGAGUGGAAGGUGAACCUGUGCGCGGCCCCCGACGCGAGCAUGGUGGACAAGAGUGAAAUUUUUGUCCAUGGAGAUUUGAAGUGGGAUAUUUUCCAAGUAAUGAUAUCAAGAUCGACCACACCAGACCUGAUAAAAAUAGGAAUGAAGCUCCAGGAAUUUUUCACGCAACAGUUUGACACCAGCAAACGAGCUCUGUCUACCUGGGGACCAGUUCCUUAUCUCCCGCCCAAGACAGUGCCGAACAACCUCGAGAGAAGUUCUCAAGAGCAGUUGCUGGACGCGGCGCACCACCGGCACUGGCCGGGCGUGCUGAAGGUGGUGUCGGGGUGCCACAUCUCCUUGUUCCAGGCCCCGCUGCCAGAGGACGGGAUGCAGUUUGGAGGAUCGAUGAGCUUGCAUGGAAAUCACAUGACGCUAGCUUGUUUUCAUGGUCCGAACUUCCGUUCAAAAUCCUGGGCCCUUUUUCACUUAGAAGAACCAAACAUUGCUUUUUGGACUGAAGCUCAGAAAAUCUGGGAAGAUGGCUCUAGUGAUCAUUCUACAUACAUUGUACAAACGCUGGAUUUUCACCUGGGCCACAACACCAUGGUCACCAAGCCGUGUGGCGCUUUGGAAAGUCCUAUGGCAACAAUAACCAAGAUAACGCGGCGGCGCCAUGAGAACCCACCCCACGGAGUGGCGAGUGUGAAGGAAUGGUUCAAUUACGUGACGGCCACCAGAAACGAAGAGCUGAACCUGCUUCGUAACGUGGACGCUAACAACGCCGAGAGCAGCACGACGGUGAAGAAUUCUAGUUUGCUGAGUGGGUUCAGAGGCGGCUCCUCCUACAACCACGAAACGGAGACCAUCUUUGCUUUGCCAAGGAUGCAGCUCGACUUCAAGUCUAUUCAUGUUCAAGAGCCACAAGAACCUUCACUACAGGACGCCAGCCUGAAGCCGAAGGUGGAGUGCAGCGUGGUGACGGAGUUCACCGACCACAUCUGCGUGACCAUGGACGCCGAGCUCAUCAUGUUCCUGCACGACCUCGUGUCAGCCUAUCUCAAAGAGAAGGAGAAAGCCAUUUUUCCACCUCGCAUUUUAUCGACUCGACCAGGACAAAAAAGUCCAGUUAUUGUCCACGAUGACACGUCCUCCGACAAGGACAGAGAGGAUGGCAUCACUUACACCACUGUGGACUGGAGGGACUUCAUGUGCAAUACGUGGCAUCUGGAGCCCACUCUCAGAUUAAUUUCUUGGACUGGAAGAAAGAUUGAUCCAGUAGGCGUUGAUUAUAUCCUUCAAAAGCUGGGCUUUCAUCAUGCCAGGACUACUAUUCCUAAAUGGCUUCAGAGAGGGGUCAUGGACCCCCUGGACAAGGUUCUGUCCGUUCUUAUCAAAAAGCUCGGGACUGCACUACAGGACGAGAAGGAAAAGAAAGGAAAAGACAAGGAAGAACACUAAACAAGUCACUUGAUCUGUGAACAAAUUUUGAUUGUGUCCGUUAAAUUUUAUUACACUGGAGUGUUUUGUUUUUUGUAUAUUAAAAUUAUUUUAAAUAUAAUUUGAAAAUAAUUCUAAUUUUGCGGCCAUUAUGUUGGUUUGUAAGUUAACCUGUUUGUUCUAAUUCCACCAUUCUGUAUACAGCGAAGUAUUGCAUGAUAAUGUAAAUUUUGUGAAAAACUAGAUUAAGAUAUAUACAUCUACUCAGUAGGGUUUAUAAUUGUAUUAUGUGCAAUAUGAUUCCUGCAUCUCAAAACACUUUCAGAAUAACUGUGAAUUUCUUGUUAUUGGCCAUACUUUUAGGAAAAAAAUCUUGUUCAUAAUGUGAUAUUUUGGUCAUUAAUUACUUUU
Pteronotus mesoamericanus is the source of this 15936-nucleotide messenger RNA. It is a transcript of the gene BLTP1, whose product is annotated as bridge-like lipid transfer protein family member 1. The transcript is spliced from 88 exons. Gene Ontology annotation, biological process: synaptic vesicle endocytosis. NCBI's taxonomy places the organism in Eukaryota, Metazoa, Chordata, Mammalia, Chiroptera, Mormoopidae. Bases 277 to 15546 code for a protein of 5089 amino acids. The record is from RefSeq and is a predicted model, not a curated record.